Aspergillus welwitschiae is the source of this 1645-nucleotide messenger RNA. Its product is annotated as aldo/keto reductase family protein. Gene Ontology annotation, molecular function: oxidoreductase activity. The coding region runs from base 124 to 1176 and encodes 350 amino acids. The record is from RefSeq and is a predicted model, not a curated record. Lineage: Eukaryota; Fungi; Ascomycota; Eurotiomycetes; Eurotiales; Aspergillaceae. The transcript has 4 exons.
UUAUCCCCUUCUUCCUCAGGCCUAAACCUUCCUGGCACCAUCCAAACUCCGCUGUCCCUUGGAACAGACUACCUAAGAUUUCCCGGAUUCCUCUAACCGAGCAGCGUCUUCUUCGACUUCAAUAUGCCGCUCCUCGCACAGAACCCCGCACCUCGGGUUAUCCUCGGCUUGAUGACCUUUGGGCCUAAUGAAGCUGAGGGUGCUCGUAUCACCUCCCUUGAGGAUUUCAACAAAUGCCUGGACUAUUUUCAACAGCAAGGUUUCAAUGAGGUCGACACGGCAAGAAUCUAUGUUGGAGGAGAACAAGAAGCGUUCACUGCCCAAGCCAAGUGGAAGGAGCGUGGUCUGACCCUUGCAACAAAGGUGUAUCCGAAGGCUCCGGGCAUGCACAAGCCUAGUGUCUUGCGAGAGACCUUCGAAACGUCUUUGAAGCAACUGGGAACAGAUAGUGUUGAUAUCUUCUACCUUCAUGCACCUGACAGGUCGGUUCCCUUUGCGGAAACCUUGGAGGCUGUGAAUGAACUGCACAAGGAAGGCAAAUUCAUAGAACUCGGUCUGAGUAACUACACUGCCUUCGAGGUUGCGGAGAUUGUGACCAUUUGCAACGAACGAGGCUGGGUCCGGCCGACAAUCUACCAGGCCAUGUACAAUGCCAUCACACGCAGCAUAGAGACCGAGCUAAUCCACGCUUGCAAGCGCUACGGCAUUGACAUUGUAAUUUACAACCCCCUUGCUGGUGGACUUCUCUCGGGCAAGUAUAAGACCCAAGAUGUGCCAGAAGAAGGUAGGUACAGUGAUAAGGCCAACAGUGGAUCAUUGUACCGCAGUCGGUAUUUCAAGGAUGCGACAUUUGACGCUCUACGAAUUAUCGAGCCUGUCGUGGAAAAGCAUGGAUUGACUUUGCCCGAGACUGCGUUUCGGUGGAUCCGCCAUCACUCUGCAUUGAAUAUCAAAGAAAAUGGCCGUGAUGGAAUUAUUGUAGGAGUGAGUAGCCUUUCUCAACUGGAAAGCAACCUCAAGGAUAUCCAGAAAGGCCCGCUACCCGAUGAAGUGGUUGAGGCUCUGGACAAGGCCUGGUUGGUUGCAAAGGCUUCGGCUCCCGACUAUUGGCACCUUCAGCUAAAAUAUACAUACGACACCAAAGAGGCGUUAUUCAAGCCCAAUGCUAAGGCUUGAAUGCAUACCAGGGUAUCUGGCAUGUCUGAAAUUGUGAGAUUGCAACAAUAGGAAUCAAUGUUCAUGAGAGCAAAUCCAACUCGCUUCGCGACGAAAGCUCUUAGCACGUGUUCUAGCAACUAUUUCCUGUAAGAUAGAAGUAGAAUGGGAAAUGCAGAAACUCACCGGUCCAGGCCAUGUAGCUAUGCAGUGGUUGAACCGACUCGAAGAUCGGUGGGUCUAGAUCGAGAUCCUCCUGCAUGUUCUGCAUAUCUCCAGGCAGGUGACUGUGCCGCACAUAUCCUUUCGCCUGCACGCAUCCAGGUAUUGUCCGAUGUCUGCAGUCUGUCGGGUUCAUGUUGCGAAGCCUGGAUGGCGCUAAUUAUCAGCUGCCCAGGGAUGAUCCUCGCAUAAUACACAGUCAAGAAUGGACUCUAUAGGAUUUAUGCUGUACCCUUGCAUGGCACUUAACCUAGACCAUUGCCUAAGC